Ceratitis capitata (Mediterranean fruit fly) is the source of this 932-nucleotide messenger RNA. RefSeq names its product protein late bloomer. The record is from RefSeq and is a predicted model, not a curated record. The transcript is spliced from 6 exons. Gene Ontology annotation, cellular component: membrane. NCBI's taxonomy places the organism in Eukaryota, Metazoa, Arthropoda, Insecta, Diptera, Tephritidae. The coding region runs from base 204 to 884 and encodes 226 amino acids.
GGCAUACAGCUCGUAUCGUUUUUGAACAGACUUUUCAGUCAUUCAAUUUUCCACGAGCUUUUUUCUGCUCUUCUUUCGAAAAUUUUCUUUUAUUUGAACGGUGCUGUAUGUAUGCGCCCAUCAGUAGUCGUCAAUGUGGCACGGACGCGAUCAUUUCGGUUGCAAGCGGUACACGUUAAGCUAAGAAAAGUGUCAACGGCAAGAUGAAGGUGCCUUUUUCGACGGCCACACUGUGGAAGUAUGUAUUUCUGGUUGUAAAUUGUAUGAUAACUGCCUUUGACGUUCUACUCAUCUCAUGCGGUGUUGUGUCUUUGGGCGGUGCUGGCUCCUUGGCCGGUGCCUACACAGCAGCUUCCAUUGGUUUUUUAGCAAUGUUUAUAGCUUUAAUGGGUGCCAUGGCAUCGGUGCGUCAGUCGUUAAUCCUAUCAUGGGCGUAUAUAGUAUCUACAGUGCUGUGCAUUGUUUUGCAAACGGUUGGUAUGAUCGCAUUUGGUAUACUAAAGGAUGAUUUUACUUUAAUGGCGGCAAAGCGGGUACAAGGCAUUUGGAAUGGACGACCGGAAACGCAGCAAGAAAUGGAUGCAAUGCAAGAACAGCACAACUGUUGCGGCCGCGACAGCCCACAGGAUUACUUGCCCGAUAAACAGCAAACCCUGCCGAGUAGUUGUUGUCGCUGGGGAGAUUGCGCGGAGGAUGAUAAUAUACUAGCACGAGGCUGUGUGGAUGCUGUGACGAGUUUCUUCAAUGACCAGAGUGAUAAUCUGGUUUUGAUAAUUGUUGGAUUAAUUGCUUUUCAGGUUUUAGGCGUAGUCUCUGCUUAUUAUUUCACACAAAGCAUGGUGAACCAUAAACAGAAAAGGGAGCAAAUUAUUAUUAAUGAAUAAACAUAUUUAAUGGAAAUUUAGAAAAUCUUAAAAUAAAGUGAAAAGUAA